This is a messenger RNA of Gossypium arboreum, 882 nucleotides long. RefSeq lists its product as uncharacterized. The record is from RefSeq and is a predicted model, not a curated record. NCBI's taxonomy places the organism in Eukaryota, Viridiplantae, Streptophyta, Magnoliopsida, Malvales, Malvaceae. Bases 1 to 882 code for a protein of 293 amino acids. The transcript is spliced from 3 exons.
AUGGAAGGUAUCAUCAAUGGUGGAAAAGUUGGUGAAGAUGAAGAUAUAAGAGACAAUAAUAAUAUACAACACUGUAUCAAUCAUCCUUAUGGGAAAAACCCAGGUGGGAUCUGUGCUUUUUGUCUUCAAGAAAAGCUUGGGAAAUUGGUUUCUUCAUCUUCUCCUUUACCUAUUCAUGGCUCAUCAUCAUCAUCAUCAUCUCCUUCUCCUCCUCCUUUAAGAUCUGCCGCCGGUGGUGGUGGUGGUAAUGGCGGCGUUGUUGGUAGUGAUAAUGGUCAUUAUCGUCAUACAAGGAGGGCAGCAUUAGCAGAUGGUGGUGGUGGUUUGAAGAGGAGCAAGUCCACUUCGAUAAUGAGAUUGAGUACAUCAUCAUCAUUUGAAAGGAAGGUUUCAAGGUCCAGAUCCGUCGGCUGUGGAAGCCGGAGCUUUUCCGGUGAUUUUUUCGAAAGGAUCUCAACUGGUUUUGGUGAUUGUACUCUUAGAAGAGUAGAAUCACAAAGAGAAGGCAAAUCAAAACCUACUCAUCAUCAUGGCCAUGCUCCAUCAUCAUCAUCUGGAAUGAAAGAAAGGGUUAAAUGUGGCGGUAUAUUUAGUGGAUUCAUGAUCACGACAUCAUCAUCAUCAUCUUCUUCAUCAUCAUCAUCUUCAUACUGGGUUUCUUCUGCACCUAAUAAUGAAGAUCACAUCAAUGGCAGAAACAAUAAUAAGAGUUGGGGUUGGGCUUUUGCAAGUCCCAUUAGAGCUUUCACCACCAGUAAGCCUCCUCCUUCUGGUAAGAAACACAGUUCCAUUGUUAAAGAAUCAACAAACAACGAUAACACAACGACGACAACAACACCAAAUCUGUCUGCAAUUCCUUCAUUGUUAGCUGUUACAAGCUAA